GAGGAGAUUGACAGUGCUGCCAGUGGAGCGCCAGGAGCCCAAAGUGUGUUGGUCCACCCUAUGCACGGCAUCUCAAAGGCUGCGGACGAGGCACAUCAGCCUCGAGCGAAGGUUCGAGUGCGAAAUUUAGUCACCAAACAGUGGGAAGGUCCCUAUGACCUUAUCGCUUCGGGGCGCGGGUAUGCUUGUGUGCCCACAGAUACUGGGACACGCUGGGUACCUUCGAAGUGUGUUCGCCCUGACCUGCAACCGCAGAGACAGAAUCCGGCCGAAGGGCAACAUGGAGCCCGUGACCAACCUGAAAGGCAUCAAGUGGGUGAAUCAUUGAGUGAUGACUCAGAUGCAGACAACGCGAGUGAUCACUCUGAUGAGUCCUCCAUGAAUGAGCACUGAACACUGUUCAUUUUUCUUUUCCUUUUCCUUUUUUAAACUGAAAAGGGUGAGAUGUCGCCCUGGCUAUCAAGAGUUUUCUAAAGCCUUCUGAGUUUACAUUCUUGUAAAGAACUUUCUCACACAACUUUCUGUAAAUAACCUAUUGUUUUGCAUUCUUUCAUAGAGGCGGAGAAAUUUGAUGUACAGGUCGUUUGUCCAGUGUCGUUGGAGAGGUGGCACGUUCACCCUCCAAUCCACUGGCAUCUUUUGAGAACUAUAAAAGAUUGGAGUCAGAAAAAAUAAAUUAGUCUCUUCAUCGUGACCAAGGCUGUGGUGCGUCGUUUUUGCUUGUGUCA
This is a messenger RNA of Vidua chalybeata, 728 nucleotides long. RefSeq lists its product as uncharacterized. Gene Ontology annotation, molecular function: nucleic acid binding. Lineage: Eukaryota; Metazoa; Chordata; Aves; Passeriformes; Viduidae. The coding region runs from base 61 to 393 and encodes 110 amino acids. The record is from RefSeq and is a predicted model, not a curated record. The transcript has 3 exons.